AUGACGCUGACGGCGAUUUCCAUCGACCGUUGGUACGCCAUCUGUCAUCCUCUAAAGUUCAAAUCUACCACCAGCCGUGCCAGAACGGCCAUUAUUAUCAUAUGGAUCUUGGGACUCGCCUCAGACGUUCCAGAGCUGUUGGUGUUGGAAGCCAUCGAAAAGACGAAACGAUUUUCGUCCAUCUAUCUGACCCAGUGCGAAGCUCUGUGGAGCCAAGAGUCUGAGACCACCUACCAGAUCGCCAAGACCAUAGUGCUUUACAUCCUGCCCCUAUUGCUCAUGUCGGUCGCCUACUAUCAGAUUGUCCGGGUGCUAUGGAAAUCCGACAACAUACCAGGGCACACAGAAACUGUGCAAAUGUUCAACGCCAAUGCUUACAACGGGUUCAACCGGACGGCGACGGUGGGGUGUACCAGCACGAUGGCUCAGAUAAAAGCCAGGAGGAAAGCGGCGAAAAUGUUGGUGGCAGUUGUGGUCAUGUUCGCACUGUGCUUCUUUCCCGUGCACCUGAUGAACUUGUUGAGAUUUACGGUGGGCAUUCAACAGUCGCAGGCAACAGCUCUAGUUUCAAAUUUAAGUCAUUGGCUGUGCUACGCUAACAGCGCAGUAAACCCGUUGAUAUACAAUUUCAUGAGCGGCAAGUACCGUAACGAAUUCAAACGGUUGUUCCUGUGCUGGGGCUCAAACAGACAGAAUCGCCUGCGCCGGGGAGCACACACGUCCCGGAGUGGCACGUACAUUUGCCGUUUCACGAUGACCACGAUGAAGGCAGACAACGUGAGUUUCGGACUGUCGCCUGAAGACAUUCAGUGA
Molecule: messenger RNA, 813 nt
Organism: Macrosiphum euphorbiae (potato aphid)
Lineage: Eukaryota; Metazoa; Arthropoda; Insecta; Hemiptera; Aphididae
Source: the annotation of a GenBank genome assembly